This is a messenger RNA of Linum trigynum, 2404 nucleotides long. The record is from the annotation of a GenBank genome assembly. Lineage: Eukaryota; Viridiplantae; Streptophyta; Magnoliopsida; Malpighiales; Linaceae.
GAUAAGAAGAUUGGAACCCAAUAGUUUUCGUUCUUUUAUUCGCUAAUUUCUUUGUUAUUUAGUGUUCUUUGUGUUUUAUCCCUUUUACGAAAACUCCUAAAAACAUCAUCUGCCCACGUCACAUCACCGUAACAGUUGGUACCAGAGUUCGGUUAUUGGGAUGACGAGUAAGCAACAACCAACGAAGUCCAGGAUUACCACCAGCAGCAGCAACGGGUCGGAACGUGACCCACCUCACCCCCGGUUGCACGCCAUGGAGGAAAGUCUUGAAAGCCUCGAGACCCGCCAGAAUCCCUUGGUCGAGCAGGUAGAAACCCUACACCAUAAAGUCAUCGACAUCCCAAAGCUUACGACAGAGGGUUUCGCGGCGGGAGAGGCGAGGAACCAGCAACACUUCUCGGUGUUAGAGAAUCUGGUGUGUACCCUUGCCACCUAGACCAUCGUGGUGGCAGGUCGAAAGCUUGAGGCGAUGAACGACUCUGGCAAACGAAGUGACAACACUAUCGCCAAUUGCGGCUCGAGCUCACAAACAAACUCCUGGAGCGGUAUCGGAGAAAAUGAAGGGUCCUUUGAUUCGACGAGGAUGGCUGGGGCAUUAACUCUAAACCGCCACACGUGGUGGGAUUGCCGAUGGGAGGCAUUAACGGCAUGAAGACAGGCGGCAGUAGUGGCAGCAAACCAGGAGGGAAUCUCACCAUGACAGAAAAAACGACCAAUAAAGAACAAGGAGGGUCACCGGAAGGAGUCACUCAGGCGAAGACCUCUCGGAAUGCGGUGCAGAUCAUUGGGUUGAAAAGUGGAGUGUUGGGUGCGAUCCAAUCGGGUUGGGUUGGGACGAUGGGGGCAGAGCCGGACUGGUCGAGCCGACUGGGUGGGCUUGGCCCGAGUACCUAAGGCCACCGAGUGCCAUCACGGGCUGGAGCCUAGGAGCGAGAACAGGGUCGUUUGAUGCUGGGAUGAUUGGAGGUGAGCCGAUACAGAUGAUGGUUGGGCCGGGAUUAAGGACGGACCUCAAUUUUCGACAUUAGUCGGGCGGAGUAACGGGCCCAAUGGGUAACUGGGCCGGGGAGGGUAGAGUGGGCCAGUCAUCAGCGGGCCUGGAGCAGAGUUGGGACGCGGAGUCGGGCUAAGAAUUAAUGGCCCGACAGGUAGCGGAGGGAGCAGGGUUCUGCAACCGGCUCAUGCUGACCGAAUGGGCCAUGGGGAGUAGCAGUGGGCCUGGGGGUGGACAAAGUUGGGUCGGGUUUGGGAUCGAACCGACCGACGAAUUACAAUUUGACAAAGGAGGUCGUGGGUCGAGCUAUGGAUUGGAGGAGAAAACUGGGUGGUUCAAGUCUAAACUAGCUCAACUGGAUUUCCUGAAGUAUAAUGGAAACGACGAUCCAUCCGGGUGGUUCGAAAGAGUGGAACAAUUUUUCGAUUCUAGGAAACACCAUAAGAACACAAGGUACCCCUUGAAUCCUAUCAUUUGGAGGGAGAUGCAAAUCAAUGGUGGCAAUGGAUGGACCGCACUUACACCGCAUUGGGAUUGCCGAUCACCUGGGCACGAUUUAGGGAGGAGCUAUGGGCCCAUUUUGGGCCGGCGGAGGGCGUAUCUAGCCAUGAGGCUCUCGCCAAAAUUAAGAAAAUCGGAUCACUAGGUGAUUAUUUAUUGCAAUCGAUGUUUUGGGUGGACUGAAGAAGCUCUUGUAGGAUCAUUUAUUGGUGGGCUAAAAUCAGAGAUAUCAGAUGCUAUUCAAAUGUUUCAACCUGAAACUAUGUGAGAAGCCAUCCGCUUCACCAAGGUGAGAAACGAGGAGCUCGCCAAGCAUCAUCUGACGGCUCGGAUUACUUCGGGAAAUUAUAGAGGCCGGUCCAUAAUCGGCGGUGUCAUCAUCAUCGCCUGCUCCACCUCCAACCCGCAUCACGCCAAAUGUCGCCAAAAGAGGUAGCUCGACCCCAAACGCAUGGAUUGUGCUUCUAUUAUGAUGAGCGCUACACCAUUGGUCAUCGUUGCGCCAACAACAAUGUGUUUCUCAUGAUUGGCGCGUGCGAUGAAGAGGAGGAGGGCCAGUUCAUCGAGGGGGAAGGCCAACCUUGAGGACAAGGUUGUGCUCAAGGAUGGAGUAAUGUUACAAGGUCGGGCCAUCGUAUUCGUAGAAGAUUGGGCUUGCGUAUCUUUAGUAUUUUUAUUAAUUAGUUCAUAUUUGGAUAUUAUUUUGGAAAUUUUUGUAUUAAUUAUUUAUGUUUACUUGUUUACGUUGGAUUUGGAUUUUGUAGUAUGUAUUUGUUUAGGAAUUAGUAUUUGUUUCCUUGCAGAUAGGUUUCAUAUUUUCAUUAGGAAGGGGAAGAGAGGGCCGGCGACCUAGUAGGAAAGCAGAGGGGAUUGUCAGGAUUUCCUAACCUAUAAAUACGUACGUGUUCU